Blepharisma stoltei is the source of this 3199-nucleotide messenger RNA. The record is from the annotation of a GenBank genome assembly. NCBI's taxonomy places the organism in Eukaryota, Ciliophora, Heterotrichea, Heterotrichida, Blepharismidae.
AUGUUUGGUUUGCUUUGUUUAACAUUGCUCUCAACCGUAUUAGGCCACCAAUGUGGUGUAGGCGAGGAUUGGCAGCCUACAAUUCAUAAAUAUCCUCAUUCAGGCCGCCAGCUGGAAACAGGCCUAGACCGUGGUGCAGACCUAAAGCCACUUCGUCUCCACUUUGAGUAUUUGGACCUUAACAUGGACUCAUCACAAGAAACUAUCCUCAAGGAUCAAGUAAUGCCAGCAGUUAUGCACUGGUUUAACACUACCCUUAAGGUUUAUUCUUUCUCUUUAAUAUUAUUUUUUUUUUCAACCCCUUUUUAAUUAUAUUGCAAUUAUAAUAAUUUUAUAUAUAGAGGUUUCCUCUAUAUAGCGCUGAAAGUGCAGACAUUUUCCCAGGAGCUUUCCAAAGUUCGUCGGACCAAAUCGCUUUUUGGUCCGACCAAGGCAUUGAUUUGGUGCAACCAACCGAUAAAUUCCGAUCAGAAUUUAUCGGCCUUACAGCGCCAAACAUAGGAAACUUCUAUAUCCUUUAACAGCAAACUUAGUAGUCUCAAUCUCAGAAUGUAAUGGCGCAUCUGUACCUGCUGAUCACCAAUCGACAGGAAUUCCCGACACUGAUUUCGUUGUCUAUAUUACUGGAUCAGCUCAAGGAUCUGCAGCUGAAGUAGCUGUUGGUGGAACUUGUUUGCAAGACUCUGCAGGCAGAAAAAACCCACUCGCAGGGUCUUUUGCAAUCAAUACAGACGCCUUCUUUUCUAGUGAUACAACUUUGGCACAACAAAUUAUCAUUUCUAUGCAUGAGCUUACCCACGCUUUGGUCUUUUCCUCUGACCUUUUUAGCGAUUUUACAGACUCAAAUGGAGACGCUUAUGCAAGUGAUGGAGUUGUAAAGACCGUUACCCUAUCAGAUAGGUCAAAAACUGCGACCAUAGUAACUCUGCCUAAUGUUUUAUCAGAAGCUGCGGCAUUCUUUUCAUGUAACGAACUUGAAGGACUAGAGCUAGAAGACUACGGCGGGACUGGGGUUGCAGGAAACCAUUGGGAAGCUAAAAUUGUCAGAGAAGAUUACAUGACAGCAGAAAUCCCUGACCCCCCCCCCCCCUCCGUGAGCGAACAAAACCAUUAGAAAAAUCGCCAUUUUUUGACCAAAAACCCACCCUCCGUGAGUGAACAAAAAUAUUUUUAAUAGAAAAAAUUUUAAUAGAAAAAAAUUUUGCUAUAUAAGUGAUAAUUAGUAUAAUGAAAUCUAGAGCUAAUUCUGUUUAAUUUUAAACAAAUUGCGUUUUAAAACAUAAAUUUUGCAAAUUAAAUUAGUAUUUGCUUCCCAAUUUUUGCAAAUUAGGAUUUUUUUUAAAUUUCGAAAAAAAAAUAUUUUUUAUAAAAUUUAUAUAUAAAUUGUUUUUAAAAAAAAAAUUAACCCCCCUCCGUGAGUGAACAAAAAUUUUUUUGUUCGCUCACGGAGGGGGGGGGGGAGUGAGCAUCCAGCUUUAUCUGCUUUAACUUUAGCUCUAUUUGGAGACUCAGGCUGGUAUUCUGUUGAUACCAGCAGAGCUCAGCCUAUGAUUUGGGGUAAAGACGAAGGCUGUGACUGGGUCAAUAAGAAAUGUAUUGUUGAUGGCACUCCCUCAGACGGCUUCUGUAUAGACGAUACUAAUGAUGAUUGCGAUUUCUAUUCUCUAGGUAAAGGUAAAUGCAAUCUUAAAGAAUAUGACGCUGAUCUUGAUACACCUUAUCAGUACUUUUCGGAUCUGAAGAAAGGAGGAAGUGACGCAUACUCAGACUACUGUCCAACAGUGAAGGCUGACAAGACUAAAAUUUGCACUGACCCAAACACUAGUGUUGAUAGUAACUAUGGAGAAGUUGCAGGAUCUAGCAGCAGAUGCAUGAAGUCAAGCAUUGUUAGUAGCAGUCUUGGUGAAAGCCCUACAGAUGCUCCAAGAUGCUAUGAGGUAAAAUGUGAGUCUGACAAACUAUAUGUAAUUAUUGAUGGCACUAGUUAUGAAUGCGCAUAUGGCAAUACUUUAACGGUUUCUAAUUAUGAUGGCUCCAUAACCUGCCCACAAGUAGAGACUGUGUGUGGAAGAACUCCUUGUCCUGAUUUCUGCUUUGGCCAAGGUACCUGCUCAAAAGGUGUUUGUACUUGCGAUGAUGGGUUCGCAGGCACAAGCUGUAGUGUCAAAUGCGAUUCCAAGUGCAAAACUUGUGAUGAGUCUGCAACUAGCACUUGUCUUUCCUGUUAUGAUACAGCUGAGGUGCAAGAUGGCACAUGCGUCUGUCCAAGUGGGUAUGAAUUCGACGCAGUAAAUAAAGUGUGCAAAGAAGAAUCAACCCCUAUAACUGGAUGUGCAGAUAGUUGCAAUGGAUGCGCCACCGAAACGACUUGCGAAGCUUGCUAUGAGGGCGCUUCAUUAGACACAGAAGGCAAUUGCAAAUGUGAUAAUAGUGACAAGACCUUUAACCCUGACACCAAGAAGUGUGAGUUUACUUGUGAUGCAAUGUGCAAUGGCUGUGUCUCAAAUACAGAGUGUGAUAGUUGUUAUGAUACAGCAACUAAAAAUACUGAAGGAUUGUGCGAGUGUCCUUCUAAAACUGUUUGGAACUCAGGGGAAAUGAAAUGUGAUUCAUGCGCUGCUAACUGCACUGACUGCUCUGCAGCUAAUGUCUGCACCACAUGUUCUGAUGCUAACGCUGGACCUGUCGAAGGAAUAUGCAGAUGCAAUUCAAGGUUCUAUUUAAAGGAUACCACCUGUGAAGGUAAUUUUUUACAUAGCUUGUGGAGAUAAUGCAAAAGAAUGUGACGCUAAUGGAGCAAUUUCAUGUGACGACAACUAUUUCUUAUAUAAUGAUGGAACUACCAAAACUUGUAAAUGUAAGAGUUAAUUUAGCUUGCUCUGCAUCUUGCAAUAGCUGCACUUCAGAUCCUGAGUGCUAUCAAUGUGGAGCUCAAGGAACCACAAGUGGGUCGACUUGUGCAGAUGUCUCAGUUGGGUAUAAAUCAAAAUUCAGCAAUGGAAUUUUGACGAUUACUUUUGCAGAAGACUUGUCAAAGACUUUAACGAAGAAAAAUUUCCAGAUCUCUACUAGUGGUUCGACAAUUGAUACAUCGUCAUGGACUUUGACAAAGGUGUCAGAUAAGGAAUAUACCAUAGAGACAAAUUUGAAGAAGAGUGACUUGCCGAUUUCAGUCGUGCUUGAUUUCAAUCAAGAAUAA